Molecule: messenger RNA, 2734 nt
Organism: Schistosoma haematobium
Lineage: Eukaryota; Metazoa; Platyhelminthes; Trematoda; Strigeidida; Schistosomatidae
Exons: 1
Coding region: 137-2734 (865 amino acids)
Source: RefSeq, a predicted model, not a curated record
ACAUUAUACGCAAUUUGAUAUUGUUAAUUUUUUGUAUAGAAGAUCAUUCUAUUCUAUUCCAUUUUAGUUUAAGAUCCUGGAACAAAAUCAAACCAAAGAAUGUUCCAUGGAUUAGAUCUAAACUAAGAAAUUAAUAAUGAAAAAGAAGUGCUUCAAUAAAUUUCUCAAAGUAUUUCAUUUAAUCCAUAGAAAGAAGUAUCAUCUAAAUGAAAAUGAAUUCGUUUCAGUACAUCCUUAUGGAAUAUCUUCUAUUAGUCCAUUACCAAAAGGUAUAUUCAAUAAAGAAGGAUCUAUGGAAGGUGAUGAUGGUGAUGAUGAAGAUGAAGAUGAUCAUGAUGAUGAUAACAAUGAAAUCUCAUCGAUUUUUUCUAUUCCAACACAAAGAAUGCAACAUAAUUCAUUGAAUUCACAUAAGAAUAAACAUGAUGUCAUUCAAUAUGUUCUAGGUGAUCCACAGACGAUGAUGCAUCAUUUAACAAAGAAGAUUAAACAAAAAAUACCACAAUUAUCUAAUAAAAAUAUAAUGAAUAGUACUAAAACAAAUAAAGUAUCUAUGGAGAAGUUGAAUAACUUGACGACGCCCCAACAGCAACAACAACAUACUACUACUACUACUACUACUACUAGUACUUCUUUGAAUGAGAAAUCAAUAAAAGAACAAUCCAAGAAGGAAUUAGAACCAAAACAUCUGGACAAUGUUAAAACAAAUGAAGUCUCUAUGGAGAACUUGGAUAACUUGACUCCUCCUCCUCCUCGUCCUCAACCACAACAUACUACUACUACUACUACUACUACUACUACUACUACUACUACUACUACUACUACUACUACUACUACUACUACUAGUACUUCUUUGAAUGAGAAAUCAAUAAAAGGACUAUCCAAGAAGGAUUUAAAACCAAAGUAUAUGAAUAAUGUUAAAACAAAUGAAGUCUCUAUGGAGAACUUGACGACACCCCAACAACAACAUACUACUACUACUGCUACUAGUAGUAGUAGUACUUGUACUAGUACUUCUUUGAAUGAGAAAUCAAUAACGAAACUAUCCAAAAAGGAAUUAAAACCAAAACAUAAUGAUAAACAACAAAAAGAUAAAAGCUCAACGAAAACAAUCUCUUCAAUAAACAAAUCCAAUAAAUCUCAUAAAGAGAUUGAUGAAGACAAAUUGAAACGAAAAAAGACGAAACAAUCGAAUAUACAUAGACAAACAAUAAACAACGAAUUGAUUGAUAAAACAAUGACUAAAUCAAAUAAGAAUGAUCCAACUAUUCAAAGAGAACAUAAUACCAUUGAACUAUUAGAUCCAAUCAAUGUUAAAGACAAUACAAUGAAACAAACUGAUGAUCUAAUCAAUAAAGACUUAUCUAUUGAAACAAUUAAUAAAUCAAUAAAGAAUGAUCUAAAUAUUCAUGAAGAACAGAAUACAAUUGAAAUAUUAAAUCCAAUCAGAUCGAUUGAAUCAAUUCAUUAUCCAAUAAAUAUUGCCAUGGCAACAAUCGAUCAUAUAAAUAUUCCGUUAGAAACAAAAAAUCAAUAUAUUGAAAAUGAUUUCAAAAGUUUAAAAAUAUUAAAUAAUAAUAUUCUUCAUUAUAUUGAUUUAAUAGAUAAUAAUCAGAAACAAAUAGAUUAUAUCAUAGAGAAAGAAAACAAAGAUAAGACACUGGAAGGUAACCAUGACAACAAUCUAGAUCAUAAUGUCUAUUCAAUGACAAAAAAAGAGAAUGGAAUUCAAACCGAUCAAGAAUCUCAAGUUAUAUCAAUGUUUAAUGUAGAUCAUCCAAAAGAGAUCUCAUCUAAACAAAUUCAUCAUAUAGAAAAGAUAACAAGAGAUUAUCUUGAUAAUAAUUAUAAGAAUAAAUUAAGAACUAUUCAUAAUGAUCAGAAUAGAUCUAUUGAAGAGAAAGACUGUACAAAUUGUGAACAAUCAAAACAUGAAUCAUCUAGUGAAACCUUCUCGUCAUAUCCAACUUAUUCAUCAAUAAAUCAUGAUGAUGAUAAAUGUGAAUCGAUACAAUGGUAUCAUAAUCAACCAUAUCAUCAUCAUGAUCAUCAUUCAAUUCAUCAUAACUGUAUGCUUAGGGAUUCGACGAAAUCUCCACGAUUAUAUUCAUGUUAUUAUAAACAUAAUGAAUGGAAUAAUUCAUCAAAAAGAUUAAAACAAUUGAAUACAAAUCCACUGAAACAUCAAUAUGGAUGUUACUAUGGCAACUCUUGUAAACAGGACCAUUUCAAUAAAUAUCGAUAUUCAUAUCUUAAACGAUAUUUAUCUCCUCAAACGAUAAAAUUAUUAAAGAAAGAAUUAAAGUAUAGAUUACCAUUUAGAGAUCGACAUUAUUUAAAUCGAAAUGAUCAAAAUGAAUAUUGUCAAUGUAGUACAUCAUGUUCACCAUCUAAAGAAUAUGAUACUUCUUUGAUGAAUCUGAAUCAAUUGACUCAUUCUAAUAUACCAUCCAAUUCAUUUAAUCCAAUACAACAAUCAUCAUUCAUGAAUAACAUUAUAAAUCCUAUGAAUAUACCAUCAUGGUAUAGUUUAAAUGUACCAAUGAUAAUAACACAACCACGAUUUAUCAUAAGACAUAUCCCAAUACCAAUGAUUAUUCCACAAUGUUCUACUAGAACAAUUCAAUCAAUGAAUUCAUAUCCAUUAUCUACAAUCAAUCCAUAUGUUUAUCCGGAUGAUAUAACUUCUAAUAUAUCACAACCAAUACAUUAUAGUCUACCAUAUUAUCAAUAG